Pistacia vera is the source of this 2041-nucleotide messenger RNA. Its product is annotated as putative disease resistance protein At4g19050. The record is from RefSeq and is a predicted model, not a curated record. The coding region runs from base 653 to 2041 and encodes 462 amino acids. The transcript is spliced from 4 exons. Lineage: Eukaryota; Viridiplantae; Streptophyta; Magnoliopsida; Sapindales; Anacardiaceae.
UAGAAAGGUUGGUGGUGAAGGAAUGUGAAAAAUUCACUUCAAAAUAUCUAAGCUUCCAAGAAAAUUCACUUCAUAUUUCAGAGCCAAAUUCAUUUUGCUUGGAGCAUAAGAUCAACUUUCGUUUGGAGGAAUUUGAUUUAAAGCAUAAGGGGAGAAUGAUUACAUGGCAGAGUCAAUCUAAAACUCUUAAGAUCUUUAAUGAUCAUAAGUUGGCAAAUACUCAACUUGGACUCCUUCAGAAAUUUGAAAAUUUGGAAGUGCUUCAACUAAAAGCCUGUGGAUACAAAGAAAUAUUCUCAUGUGGAAAAGAUGAUAAACAUAUGCAAAUCACUCUAAGGUCAUCCUUAGCUUCUUUCCAAUAUCUUAAAGUUAUGAGAGUUGAUUCGUGCAAUGGGUUGAUGAAGUUAAUAACACCUUCAACGGCUAAAAGCUUAGUGCAGUUGAGAGAAAUGAGCUUAGAGAACUGUAGAAUGCUGGUUGAAAUAAUAGAAAAUGAGGGAGGAGGAGAUGCAACAACGAGUACUGAAUUGUUUUUGAUAAUUUGAAGAAGUUGUCACUUAGAUGCUUAGAAAGUCUCAUAUGCUUCUGCUCUGGGAAUUACUCUUUCAAUUUCCCAUCUUUGGAAGAGUUAAUUAUAGGAGAAUGUCCUGAUAUGAAGACUUUUUCUCAAGGAAUCUUAAGCACACCAAAGUUGCACAAAGUCAAUUAUGAGAGCUACAAUAAGCCUGAAUGGAAAUGGGAGAAUAUAAUGGAAGUAGAGAAUGAGGGGAAUGAUCUUAAUAAAGCCAUACAAGGAGCAUACAAAAAUCAGGGCAUUUCUCUUGAUUUGAAGUUAUGGACAUUCAAGGAGAUCAAUUCUACAGAGAUUUGCUGCAACCAACAUCCAAAUUCCUUCUAUCAAAAUCUGACGCACUUGAUUUUGUCGGGUUGUGGAAACAUAAAAUAUGCAUUUCCAUCUUCCAUCGCCAAAAGCCUCCACCAACUCCAAUACCUAAGGAUACAUAAUUGUAAGGUUUUAGAGGAGGUUGUUUCAAAAGAAGGAACAAAUAAAGAUGACAAAUCUGUCUUUCCGCAUGUAACCUCAUUGAAGCUUCAAAAUCUACCGGAAUUUACAGGUUUCUAUCAUACUUUUGAAUGGCCAAUGUUAAAAGAGUUGGUGGUGAAAUUUUGUGGCAAAUUCAUUACCUCAAAAUAUUUGAGCUCCCAAAAAAAUAGCGAGGGUGAACUUCAUUUUUCGGAGCAAAAAUCCCUCUUUUUCAACGACAAGAUCAACUCAGAUUUGGAGAGAUUGGAAUUACGUAAUGAGAUAAAAAUGAUUAGAUGGCAGAGUCAAUCUGAAGUUCUUGAGAUCAGUAUUGAUAAGUCAGCAACUAUUGCACUUGGAAUUCUUCAUAAAUUUGAAAAUCUGAAAGAGCUCAAACUAUAUUGGUGUGAAUACAAAGAAAUAUUCUUGUGUGGAAAGGAAGAGAAACAUAUUGGGAGGCCCACCCAUAAGCAAAUCAAGAGCCUAUCUAAUCUUCCAAAUCUUGAAGUUCUAAAUGUACAUUGUUGUCAUAUAUUGAUGCGUCUAGUGUCAUCUUCAGCUUCUUUGCAGAAUCUUAAAGUUCUAGGUGUAAGUAUGUGUAAGGGGUUGAUGAAGUUAAUGACCCCUUCAAUGGCUAGAAGUUUGGUGCAGUUGAGAGACAUGAGCAUCUCUAGUUGUGAAAUGCUGAUAGAAAUAGUAGAAAAUGAGGGAGAAGGAGAUGCAACAACAACAACAACUGAAAUUGUUUUUAACAAUUUGAAGAAGUUGUCACUUGAACAGUUAAAGAGUCUAACCUUCUUUUGCUCUGGGAAUUACUCUUUCAAUUUCCCAUCUUUGGAAGAGUUAAUUAUAAAGAAUUGCCCCAAUAUGAAGACUUUCUCCAGAGGAAUUUUAAGCACACCAAAGUUACACAAAAUUGAUUACGAGAGGAAGGUGAAAGAUUUAGAGAAUGGGGGGAGUGAGCUUAAUACAACCAUACAAAAAGCACAGAAAACAAAGGUAUAUGUAUUCAAUUAA